This is a messenger RNA of Lontra canadensis (Northern American river otter), 4585 nucleotides long. It is a transcript of the gene EFCAB5, whose product is annotated as EF-hand calcium binding domain 5. The transcript is spliced from 20 exons. Lineage: Eukaryota; Metazoa; Chordata; Mammalia; Carnivora; Mustelidae. Bases 202 to 4392 code for a protein of 1396 amino acids. The record is from RefSeq and is a predicted model, not a curated record. Gene Ontology annotation, molecular function: calcium ion binding.
CAGUAGCAGAGUUUGAAAAGUUUAGCAGUUGAGAACUUACCAUUCAAUAGAAUGGUGGGAUGCAUUGGGGGUUGGGGGUGAUUUCGGUCUUCUCUAGUGCUUUUUGUUGUUUAUUACUAUUUUCUUUCUUUCUUUUUUGUUAUUAAUAUUGGUCUGGUAAUACUUUUCCCUGCCUUUUGAUGAUAAUUUUCAGUGGCCCAGAUGAGUGAGUCAGCAUCUCAAGAGGAACACAAACCUGCUCAGAAAAAUGGAAAAGAAGACAAAGAAGGGUUAGAGGAAGCAACCGAAGUAAAAGAGCCUACUGAGAGUUCACAGAGUGAACCAGGCAGCUCUGCUUUAGACACCAAGAGCAAUGCGGCAGAAGCAGCAGCAGAAGAAAAAUCCCAAGGAAUGCACCUGGAAGAGCAGACAGAAACCUCAGUGUGUUCAAUAAAGGCUUCAAAGAAUUUGGUGGUUAGAAAACCUGCAAAAGUGAUUUUCAAUAUAGAUCCAGCCCCACUGAAUUCAAAGCUAGAACAGCCAUGGAAGAAAAAAUGUCUUGAAAGAUUGGAAGCAAAAGCCCGGGCAAUGCAGCAGAAAAUAAUAGACAAGGAUAAUCUGAAGAAAGAACAAGAAAAAAAGGCUGGAAAAAAACUCCCCAGGGAUAAUUUGGCCAAAGAGUGGUUUAAUGCUGACAACAUGACACUGAACACUCGUGCAUAUUUGCUUGACAAACUUCUGCCUACCUUAGUUCCUGGAGUGGAAAAAAUGUUAAUGCAAGUGGAAAAGAAGCAGCUUUGGGCAGAGGUUGGUAAUACAACCAGGUUUAAUCCAAUUAAUCAUUUGGGGGAAUACUUAAUGAGAAACAAUCCUUAUUAUAUCAAAGACUCAGGAAUGUCUGGUUAUCAAAGGAUGAUGAGAGAUGUCACAGAAGACCUGAAGAUUCAUGUUCCCAACACUACUGGCAACAGAGCCUAUUUUAAAUCAACUCAUUUAUCCUCUUUUUCUGUGCAGUACCUCUCUUCACACAUUGCAGACUUUAAAAGUGAAAUGUUUGAGAAACUCCUUAAGCACCUUUGUCAUUGUGCAGAUGAAUUCCGGGAGGUCAUAAAAAUGGACAUGCGGAGGCAAAUGUUUGCUCAACUCUUCCUGGAUUGUGACCAUGGGAAGGUAGGGUUUUUGGAUCGGCAGAGGACAUUGGUCUUGCUGGAAACAUUCUAUGACCAAAGUUCAAAAACGCUUAGAAGUUUGCUGCGAAACCCAAGACAAUGGCCAUUCAUUGAAUUUGAAGAGAUAGAUUUGUCUGAGUUCUGGGGAGACAUGGAUAAUCAGAAACAUAUUUAUGAAGACUUGGACAAAGUUCUCUUAGAGGUGAAUGCAUUACUUUCUGAAAACCAUGCCAGCAAAAUGCAAAGAAAAUCAUUCGAAACUCCAGAAGAUCAACAGAAACAUGAUGAACCCAGUGAGUCAACACCGCCAGAAGAGCAGAGAAGGACGGCUGCAGAACAAGAACCAAGCAGAAUUUCAAUGGAAGGACGAGAACAAGACGGAGAGUCAAGUAGAGAAAAAGGACUGCACAGAAAAUCAGUAACAGAACAAGAAACCCAUACAGGGUCAACUCCAGAACAAGGAUCAAGUAGAGAGUUAAUAAUAGAACAAAGACCACAUGAUGACUCAGUAAUAGAACAAGGGCCACCAGAACGCGUGUCAGAACAAGGAGUCAACAUGGAGUCAGCUACAGAACGAGGACUCCACAGAGAAUCAGUAUCAGCACAAGGGCAAGAGGAAGGGUUAACCUCAGAACCAGGAUCACACAGAGAGUCAGUAGCAGGGCAAGGAUCGCACAAAGGGUCAACGGCAGAACAAGAACCACCCAGAGGGGGAAUUCCAGAAAGACAACAGGGUUCAGCUUCACAAUCAGAAGGAGGGAGUACCUUCAGAGAAAGUAAUAUAUCUAGGGAGACUACUUCCUAUGAGCACACUAAAAUCUCCCCACAGAAAGAGAGGACUCAGGGGAAAAUAUAUGAAGGACUGUUUGUGAAUCCUGAACUGCAAGAGGAAGUCCCGACAUCAAGAAGAAGACAUCGUCUGUCAGAAACUACAAAAAAGGAAAAUCAGAAAGAUCCAUCCUGUCAUAAAUCCCAAGAAAUAGAAGGAAAGUCAUGGUCAGGUGAACUUUCGACUUGUAACUGGAAGAUGAAUAAUAUCAAAUGUGAAGAUGAGGAACAGGCACACUUACUCCUCAGUGACUCCAGGUUCACAGACCUACACUCAAUUAUCAGAAGUAUUCAGUCUUACAAGGACAUAAAAGGUAGAAGUGCUUUCAAUGGAGUUUCCUUAAAUCUGCUCCAGUUUGUGCAACUUCUGGAGACAUUUGUUGGUGAAGAUACCCCCUUGAGUGUCAGUGAGACCCUCACAUCCUUUUUUAAGAGAGGCUAUGUUGAAACAAAAGAAGAGAAAAUAAGUGGCUUAGAACAGGCUAGACAAAAUGUUUCCAGAGCCCGACGGGAACUUCUCCUAGAAGCUGUGUUUCAGAAGUGGGACAAUGAUGGCUCAGGCUUCCUGGAUCUGAAGGAAGUUGAUGAAGUCUUGUACACAUACAAGGAGGGUAUGGAAAAAGAAUCUAUGAAGAAAGCCAAACUACACAUCCAAUUUCCAAAGCCACACCCUGACCAAGAAGUGAGGUUGUCUUUAAAACAGUUUCAGAAAUACAUAGAAUUGGUUGUAUCUGAACUCAGAGGCAAUGAAGAUCAUGUUCUGGAAAGUGUUGUGGAGUUUCUGAUGAAUACUUUAGAAAGGAGCCAUACUGAGAAUUUGAGGAAUUGUGCCAGACGAAAGUGGCUAUACCAGAUCCAACGUGCUGCAAAGACAAGUGGGGUGUCCUUGGAACCAGUGUACAUGAAGACUUUUAAUGCCCUCACCCAGGACGCUGAAGCCCAUGGGAAUAAGAAGAUCAGUGCUCACAUUGCCCUCUUAGAAGAAAACCUACUACUGCCUGACAGAGGGCAAGUCCUGUUGAGGAACGUAGCUUGUACAUUAGAUGAUGCUCCAUUUGUGCUGAACAGAGUACUCUAUCGGGACAUGAAGGGAAUCAGCUUUACAGUAGUGGAUGAGGGAAAGCCAAUACACGUGCCCCAAGUUCAGCACCAUGGGAACAUCUUUUUCUGGAACACUUCUGUCAAGAAGAGUGAUCAAAAUGGAUCAUUCCUGGCUCUGCCUCUUCAGGAUGCACAUAUGAGGAUCUUUGGGGUCAUGGCUGUUGACACCCUGAAAGAUCCCAAAAAAAUUAACAUCUUUGUACCUCAUGAGAUCAGAUUCUAUCAGGGUGUCGCCAAUGUCUUCAGCACUGCCUAUCACUAUGUGCACAGCAGGGAGCAUAUCCUGCAUGUCGUGAUCACAGGCAUUGGCUGGCUCUGUGACAUCACGUCUGACAUUACCACGAUCACGACAUACUUCAUUGAGCCGGGCCCAACGCAGGAUUCAGACUAUGUUUUACGCAAUAUGAUGGUUACCGGGCACCUGGGUCUAACAGAAAUCCACAGGAACCCCCCUACAAUCUUCAGGAAGACAUGCAUCUUCAGAGACUUCCUCUUCAAGUGUACAGACAGUUCCGAAGUUGUUUUGGCCUCUGUCUGUGGAGAAAACCACAUCAUAAUUCCACUCCGUGAGAGAACAGGAAAAGCUCUGGGAGUUCUUGAUUUUAACAUUGGCAGGAGUAAAAUGUUGUUGUAUCGGGAAUUUAAAGAUCUACAGAAAAUGAUGAAGGUGGUCCAAGCUGCCUGUUACGAAAUACUGGGCGAAAUAUCUGGAGAAAUAAAGAAAAACUAUGUCCUAGAGAUUGAAAAUGUAGGAGAAGUCCCGCGGGUAGGGGUUCUCUUCUUCCGGAUCAUGCUGCAAGAGCUGCAGGAAAGCCUCCGCCUGCUCACCUCCCUCGACUUUGUGUCACUGCUGCUCUAUGAUUAUAGUCUCCCACCAGAGUCCUCGUCUCUGUCAGAGAGCAAGGCCCAGGAGCUGGAAGCCGGCAUGAAGCUGGUGCAUGACCUCCUGACAGCCGUGAUCUUGUUCAUUCAUCCAGAGUUGGAAUCAUCAGGUGACUUCAGAGAUUGGGAAAAGUGUAAACGGUAUGUUAAGAGUUACCUAGUCGUGAAUAUCUGUGACUUUGACCCGACUGCUAAAAAUGUGCAGGUUAAUUUACAACUCAUCAGUGAACUUAUCAGAGAUCAUUCUCGAAUCGAAGUAUGGGAAUUUGGUAAUACUGUCAUCGAAUACUUCUACCACUGGACACACAUCUGUUUAGCUCUCAUGGAGCUAAACAAAAAACCAAGUAGUGCCCUUGUUCCCCCCUUGCCCUCCAAGACUGACUCCUGUGUGUAUGCAAAGAUGCCGAAGGGAAACGUGCCAGGGAAAUGCUAAUGAAUUAGUACUGUACUUGGGAUAUUUUUGUCAUGUUCAGUUUUGUUAGCUCUAAAAUAUUUUCAAUUGCAAAGGAGUGCCACAUAGACACAUUCUGCUCCUAGACAGUUACCUCAGCACUUUCUAAAACAAAAAUGCUACCUAAGGAGAAAUUUGAUCUAAAAAAUAUCCAGUCAAGGUAGCCGUAACCAAA